Molecule: messenger RNA, 3147 nt
Organism: Carica papaya (papaya)
Lineage: Eukaryota; Viridiplantae; Streptophyta; Magnoliopsida; Brassicales; Caricaceae
Product: RNA-binding (RRM/RBD/RNP motifs) family protein
Molecular function (GO): mRNA binding
Source: RefSeq, a predicted model, not a curated record
UCCCUUCUCGGCGGCACAAGUUUUUGGGUUUCUUUCUUCUCGGUAUCCGAACGCGGCAGCAACGAUGGGGAAGAAGAAGAGAGCUGAGGGAGGCGAGAAGUCCGAGCACUCUUCAUCAACUGUGUUCGUCAGUAACCUCCCGUAUUCUUUCACCAACUCUCAGCUCGAAGAAACAUUCAGUGAUGUAGGUCCAAUCAGGCGUUGUUUUAUGGUUACGCAAAAAGGAUCAACAGAACACCGUGGCAUUGCUUUUGUUCAGUUUGCUGUUACGGAUGAUGCCAACCGUGCUAUUGAGCUGAAGAAUGGUUCAUCUGUGGGAGGUCGUAAAAUUGGAGCUAAACAUGCCAUGCAUCGUGCUCCACUGGAGCAACGCCGGUCCAAAGCAAGUCAAGGCAUCAAUUCAGAUGAUAGACCAAAGACAACAAACCAGAAGGAUGGAUUUGUCUCUGGUUCAGGAGAACAAGUUGGUAGUCCAAACAAAAAUUCUGCCAAACCUGUUGAACGCAGAAAGCCGGCAAAAGUUUGCAUUGAUCUAGCUGAUAAAGAGACUUGCUCUGGAAAGCAGAGGGUUGCUAGGACUGUAGUAUUUGGUGGACUUCUUAAUGCUGAUGUUGCAGAAGAUGUUCAUCAUUGUGCUGGGGAAGUUGGUACUGUAUGUUCUGUUACAUAUCCUCUUCCAAAAGAAGAGCUCAAGCAACAUGGGCUUGCACAAGAUGGAUGCAAACUAGAUGCAUCAGCUGUGCUGUUUACAAGUGUUAAAGCAGCACGUGCUGCUGUUGCAACGUUACAUCAAAAGGAGAUAAAGGGAACUAUUGUUUGGGCACGCCAGCUGGGUGGAGAGGGCUCCAAGACUCAGAAGUGGAAACUUAUCAUUAGAAAUCUUCCUUUCAAGGCUAAAGCAAGUGAGAUAAAAGAGAUGUUUUCAUCAGCAGGAUUUGUCUGGGAUGUUUUUAUUCCACAUAAUUCUGAAACUGGAUUAUCUAAGGGUUUUGCAUUUAUCAAAUUCACGUGUAAGCAGGAUGCAGAAAGUGCAAUUCAAAAGUUCAAUGGCCAAAUGUUUGGGAAAAGGCCCAUAGCUGUUGAUUGGGCUGUUCCUAAGAAACUAUAUGGUGUUGGCUCUGGUGCUGUUGUUUCAGCAGAUGGACAGCAGAAUGAAAGCGACAGUGAAAGUGAUAGUAGCAGUGUUGAUUUGGAGGGUGAUAUGGGGAAUGUCCAUGCAAAUUCUGAACAACCACAUGGGGAAGAUGGUGCUCUAGAUGACUUGGACACAUUAGGUAAAGAUGGCGUUGCUGCUGAAGUUGAUUUUGAAGAGGAAGCAAACAUUGCGAGAAAAGUUCUUAAGAAUUUGAUGGCAUCCUCUUCUAAGGGUUCUGCCCCUUCCUGCAAUGAAGACUCAAUUCCUUCUGAGAAGAUCAAGGAGUCAAAUAAAGAUGAAACCAGUAACAUGCAAGAUAAGGUAUCUCCUGAGUCGAAUAAGGAUUUGGAUGCAACUAAAGCUGGAAACACCAAAAAAACAAAUCAGGCAAAUCUCAAAGAGACAGAAGGCGAUGAUGAGUUGCAGAGAACAAUUUUCAUAAGCAAUCUUCCAUUUGAUAUUACCAAUGAAGAAGUGAAAGAGCGGUUUUCUGGAUUUGGACAAGUGCAAUCCUUUGUUCCAGUUCUUCAUGCUGUCACCAAACGACCAAGGGGCACUGGUUUUCUCAAGUUUAAGACAAUUGAUGCAGCUGCCACUGCUGUCUCGGCUGCAAAUACUGCAUUGGCCACAGGAAUAGUUUUGAAAGGGAGGCAACUUACUGUUUUGAAAGCUUUGGAUAAGAAAUCUGCUCAUGAUAAGGAAUUGGAGAAGAUCAAGGUUGAGGAGCAUGACCAUCGCAAUCUCUAUCUUUCGAAGGAAGGUGUUAUUCUUGAGGGGACUCCAGCUGCUCAAGGCGUUUCUACAGAGGAUAUGGAGAAACGUAAGAUAUUACAGGAAAAGAAGAUGAACAAGCUAAAAUCUCCAAAUUUCCAUGUUUCGCGGACUAGACUUGUUAUAUACAAUUUGCCAAAAUCAAUGACUGAAAAGGAGUUGAAAAAGCUCUGCAUAGAUGCUGUUACUUCGCGAGCGACCAAGCAGAAACCUGUUGUUCAACAGAUAAAGUUCUUGAAAAGUCUCAAGAAGGGAAAGAUAGACACCAAGAACCACUCACGCGGAGUUGCCUUUGUUGAGUUCACGGAGCAUCAGCAUGCACUUGUUGCCCUGAGGGUUCUUAAUAAUAAUCCUGAAACUUUUGGACCUCUACAUCGUCCUAUUGUGGAGUUUGCUCUUGAUGAUGUUCGGAAAUUGAAGAUACGGAAAGCUAAGCUACAAGUUCAGCAGCAAGAUAGACAUGUUGAUUUAAAGGAUGUGGAGCAAAAUGAUGAAUCAUUUAUGGAGGAUGCCCCCCCAAACAAGAAGUCUAGAAAACAAAAAUCCAGAGAAGACAAAGGAGCAGCAAAAUGGUCUGAAGAGAAAGGAAAAAAACCUGGAGUUUCUGAUAAGGGUGCAGUAGAAGAACCCAAAUCUACGAAAAAGCAGAAGCAGAAACUGGAAACUGAGAAGAUGAGAGAGAGUUCUCCAAAGAGUAACUUAGGGAUGUGGAAGAACAAAGUAAUAGGAUCAAAACAGAGGUUAAAGAAUCCUCCAGAUGGAAGGAAACUGGAUGGUGUAGUUUGGGUCAAACAUGAAACAACAAAUGAUGCCCGCAAAUUGCAGCCAAAAUUUCCGACGGAUGUAAAGUUGCAACCAAGAAAGCGAAAACAGCAAGCGAAGGCAGAUGAACAGAAAGGAACGGGAAGCUGGGAAAGAAGAAAAAGGCCCAAAAAGAAUAAAGACCCAGUAGGGCAAGAUGUUGUGGAUAAGCUUGAUAUGCUGAUCGAGCAAUACAAAACCAAAUUCUCGCAGCAAAAUUUGAGCAAAUCUAAUGGCGAAAGGCAAGGCUCUGGUCAGCUUAGAAAAUGGUACCAAUCGUAAAUCUUGUAUUAAUCUGGUUUUAUCAAAUUUUUAACGGCACCCUCCUGUAACAAGACGAGAAGCAGGAAAUUUUUUUCGAUGAUUUUAUUAAUUUACAGCAAAACAUUCAACUUGAUGCGAUAACUUUCGUCUUUCAAUUUUGAACAUUAGGAGGAAAA